CUCCUGCAAGUUCCCCGGCUGUUCAUCUGGCUAUUAUGUGGGUUCAACGGAGAAAAUUUGCAACAAGCAUUUCUAGAGGUUUCCAAAACAAUCUCAAGAGUUGAUUCUAAAGUGGAAGAGUGUUUGUAAACUGUCACCAGAUGUGAACUGUGCUUCUUAUUUUGUUUGUGAAGAACAUUUUUUCGAAGAAGAUUUUAUGAAUAAAAGUAGGCAUAGGCUAAACAGGGGUGUGUUUCCAAAACAUGUGACAGGUGUUCCUUGUGAGAUUGCCAAAAUCGGUAGUGAAUCAGGUGACACUGUUGUUAAUAGUGAAUUGGGCCUACCAAACACUAGUGGUGCUAUGGCAACUGUUCAUUUUACAGCUGCUAAUACCAGAAGUGAAACUGGAGUUAAUGAACUACAAAGCCUUAAUUGUGCUGUGGGAAGUAGUUCUCAUGUAGGUGUUUGUACCAGAAGUGGAUCAGGUGAAACUGUUGUUAUUAGUGAAUUAGACUUACCAAGCACUAGUGGUACCAUGGAAAAUCUUUAUUAUACAGGUGCCAAUACCAGAGGUGAAACUGGUGUUAGAGAAUUACCUAGCACUAGUUGUGCUGAGCAGAGUAAUUCAUUGAGUGAUGCACCUCUUAAAUUUUUUAUUCCCCCUCAAAAUGAAUCUGCAGAUAGUGAGUACACAUUCUUAUCUGAAACAUUUUGUAAUGAGGAAAGUGGGGUUUUAGGUACAGGGUUUCAAAAGCAGACUUAACUCCAACAAAAUCAAAAAUGUACAAGAUUCAUAGGAAUACUCUAACAAGGCUGCCAAAACUGAAAGCAAAGCUACAUCAUGAAAAAUCAGAACUGAAAGCACUUAAAGAUUUAUUUGACAGCAAUACUUUCUCUGUCAUAGAAUCUAAUUUAAAUUCUGUUGCCAAAGAUUUCAAAAACAGCCAAUUACGAAAUGCUCAUCGAUCAGCAAAUGUAAGGCGAUGGACACUCGAGGACAAAGUAUUUGCUUUAUCCUUAUACAAGUGAAGUCCCCUCCUAUACAAAUAUUUGUCAGUUCAUUUUUAUCUUCCUUCUGUGAGACAUCUGAAAUGUCUGUUGUCUUCUAUACCUUUUGAACCAGGAUUGAAUACUUCGGUCAUGAAUGUAAUGAAAGCAGAAAUUGAAGUAAUGAAAAACAGUGAAAAAUAUUGUGCUUUGGUGUUUGAUGAAAUGUCUUUAGAAAGAGGGUUGUAUUAUAGUGCAAGCAAACAAGAAAUUUCAGGGUUUCAAGAUUUAGGGCGUUUAGGGAGGUCAAAUGUUCAUGCAAAUCAUGCAUUAGUUUUCAUGGUUAGAGGCAUACAUAAAAGCUGGAAGCAGGUUGUUGCUUAUUAUUUCACUCACACCUCAGUUUCAAGUAUCACUUUAAAAAGUCUUAUUACCUAUGUCAUAAGACAAUUGCAAGAAAUAGGGCUAAAGGUAGUUUGUACAGUUUGUGACCAGGGUGCAACCAACCAGAGAGCACUGAAGGAACUCUGCUGUGAGAAAUCUACUGAGUCCAGUCCAUUUCAUUUUGUAGUCAGAGAUGAACCUAUUGCAGUCAUUUAUGAUGUCCCACAUAUAUUAAAAAAUACUAGAAAUGCUCUGCUAGGAAAUAAAAUAAGUUUGGGUUUAAAACAGAGGCCAGUUUUGAAUAUAUUCACAGGGCUUUUCUUCUGGAUCAGCAGAUUCAAGGUAGCUGCAACCCAGCUUAGUCAUACAGUUGCUGCAGUUAUUGAAACUUAUGUGGCAUUUAAUAUCUUACCUGCUGAGGCAAUAUACACUGCAGAAUUUGUUGAAAAGAUGGACUGUUUAUUUGAUUCACUGAACAGCUUCUGUUGUUAUCCACAAGAUGGCAAGUCUUAUAUGUGUGUCCUCUCUGCAGAAUCCCCACAUAUUGAAAUGUGGUACAGUCUGUUACAGGAAACGGAAAAUUGGAAAGUGUUGGAGCUAGGCACAGGGCGAGAUAAGACAAAUAUGUUCAGUUUCAUAAGUGGGUGGCAAACUACAAUAAGAUCACUGAUGUUCAUUUGGAACCAAUUAAAAAAAGGCUUUAAUUUUUUAAGCAUGAGGGCUUUCAAUCAAGACCCAGUGGAGAAUGUAUUUUGUUGUGUGAGGCAGCAUGGUGUUCCAAACACUAACCCAACUUGCUUUCAGUUCAAAGCAGUAUUGAAAACAGUUAUAGUCAAUAACAUGUCCUUACCUACAAAGUCACUAGGUAAUUGUGAGGAUGAUAGAUGCAUGCCAUUAAGCAAUUUAAGGCAAUUUUUGGGAGCUAGUGAUGACAACUUUCUUGACUCCACAAUAGACCAUUCCAUUAUAGAUCAAAGUGAUUUACAUUGUGCCCUUGCUGAUAAUGAAGCUGCUGCUGGUAGUGGUGGGGCUGAUGUAAGAAAUGACAGACAAGCACUAGCAUAUGUAGCUGGUUACAUUCUAUGAAAGAUGGGUUUAACACCUGAAACCAACUGUGGUGACUGUAAAACAACUCUGUUCUUACAAACACCCACAGAGCAUCAUUUAUUUACAAGUUUCAAAGAAUAUGAUGCUUUAAACCCAAAAUUAUUGUAUGCUAGUGACAGCUUAAUGUCCUUUGUACGAAGUGUUCAUAGUCAGUUGUAUGCAUUCUUAGAUAAAUGUGGACACCAGGAACAAUUGGAAAAUACAUUCUAUUCACUGUUUAAGUUUUCAGAGGAAAAAACAUUUUGCAAGGCUCAUU
Molecule: messenger RNA, 2713 nt
Organism: Schistocerca nitens (vagrant locust)
Lineage: Eukaryota; Metazoa; Arthropoda; Insecta; Orthoptera; Acrididae
Source: RefSeq, a predicted model, not a curated record